UGGGGUGGAGACGGAGUGUGGCCCACGCACACAGCCUGCAGGAAGGAGGGCUUGGAAGUGCUCUACCAGAGCUGCGAUCCAGUACAGGAUUUUGGCCUUUCUAUUGACCAAUGUUCCAAACAUAUUCAACCGAAGGUCAGGAUUCGAUUUGGCAUCAUUCUGAGGGAGGACAUCAGAGAGCUGUACCUUGACAUAGCUCUCAUGAGUAAAGGUGCCUCUGUUUUGAACUACUCCUUUCCCAUCUGUGAGGUGGACCUACCCAAGUUUUCCUUCUGUGGAAGAAAGAAAGGAGAGCAGAUUUACUAUGCUGGCCCAGUCAAUAAUCCUGGAUUUGAAAUUUAUGAGGGAAAAUACCAGAUUUUGCUGGAACUGUAUAAUGAAAAACGUGCCACUGUGGCUUGUGCCAAUGCUACUGUCAUCUGCUCCUGACCUUGGUCUACAGACUCACGGCAAUGCUAAUGGAUACGGAUCCAACCCACUUGGGAAGGAGAACCAGCCGAUGACAGAGAAGAUUUCUACACAGAAGCCCCCCAGCAAGUGCGGCUGCUAAUUUCAACCCCCAGUCAGAGGUUCCCAGACUCUGUGGGCUCUGUGCUUCUCAGGAGCCUCUCGGUGUCACUGAGCCCCUCGAGAGUCUUUCCUCCCCUAGGGAGUCAUCUCUCAUGGGGUGUCCUCUUUCUCAACUCCUUAAAAGUGUUUUCUCUCAGGCACCAGAAUAAAGAAUGU
Messenger RNA from Octodon degus (degu), 726 nucleotides. It is a transcript of the gene Ly86, whose product is annotated as lymphocyte antigen 86. Gene Ontology annotation, biological process: positive regulation of lipopolysaccharide-mediated signaling pathway; innate immune response. NCBI's taxonomy places the organism in Eukaryota, Metazoa, Chordata, Mammalia, Rodentia, Octodontidae. The record is from RefSeq and is a predicted model, not a curated record. The transcript has 5 exons. The annotation marks the transcript as partial.